Messenger RNA from Uloborus diversus, 2129 nucleotides. Its product is annotated as HIG1 domain family member 1A, mitochondrial-like. The transcript is spliced from 3 exons. Gene Ontology annotation, biological process: mitochondrial respirasome assembly. Lineage: Eukaryota; Metazoa; Arthropoda; Arachnida; Araneae; Uloboridae. The coding region runs from base 75 to 371 and encodes 98 amino acids. Gene Ontology annotation, cellular component: mitochondrion. The record is from RefSeq and is a predicted model, not a curated record.
UCCUUCCUAGGCCGUUCAGCGAAGCAAUCGAUCUUUCUUUUGCCGGAAACUUCGAUCCGAAGGUCAUAGCCAGAAUGUCAGCUCCCACACAAGAAAAGCCCGACAUCUCUUACACGGAGGAAUCGACCACCGGAAAAUUCGCUCGGAAAUGGAAAGAUAACCCCCUCAUGGUGGUUGGUCUGGGAGGCUGCCUCCUGGUGGCCAUCGUAGGCGCGUACCGGUACAAGCACCGCGGCAAGCUGUCCACCUCCAACUACCUGAUGCAGCUGAGGGUCACCGCCCAGGGCACGGCCAUAGGCUGCCUCACGAUAGGAGUCCUCAAGUCCAUCUACGACCAGCUGCAGAAGAAGAAGAAGGCGCCGGCAGAGUGAACGUCGGGACCUCUCUCCCCGUUUGACUUUAGUACAUUACAAAAAUAUUUUAAUUCUCACAUAAUCGAAACUGUAUACGUUUGUAGGGAUACUAUGGCCCGAUCGAUCUGUGGCGUUGAUCGCUGCAGAACUGCUCCAGUGUGGAGUAAGGGAAAUAUGUCCUUCGCAAUCGAAAGUAUCCACCCUACGUCGACGAAAUUUUUAGGAUUUUUGUAGAAAAUACUAUUCAUAAAGUACUUGGUGCACUCUCCUGUUUUUUAUUUUUUAAUUUUUUUUGUUGGGUAUUUUAUUUUGCACUGUUAAAGGGACUCAUUUUGUUUUUUGCAUCGAAAUAGCUGCUUGAAAAAAAAUUCGAUUCCGAGUCACAACUGACUACAACUGUAUUUAUGUCGAGGACUGCAUACUAAGUGCCUUGCCUCCAUUAUUUUUUAUACCGGUAGAUGGCAGCACCGUCACCGGAUCGAACAGUUAAUGAGAAUUUAGAACUAGACCAGGAGCGAAUAGCUACCUGGUGCUAUCACCCCGAGAGGUAUCGUUUCACUUGGAGGACAUUGAGACCACGAGCAUAUUUAUCGUCGCCCAGUCCCCUUUAAUGACGACGGUAGAUCUUCGGACCAUCGAGGUUCGAACUCAGGACCCUCCGGCCCCGAAUCUACCACGGCCCCUUGAAAAAAAAUUUUCGGACAUCGGAGCCUCAAUGGCCGAGAGAUCAAACGCGCCUGCUACCUGCUUGCCGUAGGACUGCCCCUUGAUGUAUUUUUUUUUCUCUUUGGUGAUGUAAAUCUUUCAGGAGGUUGUUCAGAGGCAAGGUGCUAUGUUCGCAGUUAUCUGCACGUGAAGCUAAUUUGCUUCUUGUGAUUGCAUUGUGUCAGUUUAUUUGUGUAGUCAAUUACUAGGUGGCGCUAGUGUAACGUUCUACUGAAAAAUACUGAUUUCAACGGUGUCAUUUAGGAAAUAGCUUUCUAAUUACAUUCCUAUUACGAAGUUUUACCUGAAAAUUAAGCAGCUAGUGUGAUGCUGUACAUUUGGUGAGAAGAAUCACUAGACAGCGACUUUUUAGAUUGUACCACCUAAAGUAUGGCAAAAGUCGACGUUUGUGAGUGGUUCGUAACCCUUACUCCAUAAUUGAAACCACUGAUCUGUUUUUUUUUUUUUUUUUUCAACUGCAGUAUGGUGGAAUGAAAUGGCUCAUUUUGACAAUUAAGUCGCACUGCGAUCUUAAAUCUAACAGUUGGCCAAGCACUUAAUUUCUAAAGACUAGCAAAGCAAUAUAUUUUGGAUCAAAGUUUUUAGGGGGGAAAAACAUACUUUAAUUUAGUUGGUUUUCUGUUAGUUGUAUAAAUUUUCUUUUUGUGUUUGACUUAAAAAGUUGUAAGUAUUUAAAAAAACAGACCAUUUGGAAAAAAAAAAAAAAAAAAACCUUUGUUCUGUAAAAGUUCCGACAGUAAUGUUCCUAGCGUUUGUAUUUGAUUUUUACCAAACAAUGAGAUUGUAGAUUUUAAUUUCUAGAAAAAAAUAACUUGUAAUUGUUGAAGUUGCUUAAGAAUAUUUUGAAGGAAGUUUCUUAACGUAGCUUUUUUUUAAAUAGCUUAUUUUGCAAUUCAAAUCAGGACACAAUGUUAUUUUCGUUUGUAAUGAAAAAAUGUAUAUUUUUCGCAUGAAAUGUUGUAGCUUUACGUUGAACAAUCUGUACCUGAAUCUGUAAAUAUCAGAAUUUUUGAUGUUGCAAAUGAUGUAGAAUUUUAAAAUAAAAACAAA